Leptosia nina is the source of this 498-nucleotide messenger RNA. Lineage: Eukaryota; Metazoa; Arthropoda; Insecta; Lepidoptera; Pieridae. The record is from the annotation of a GenBank genome assembly.
AUGCAAGUGCUCAUCAUCGCCUCCAUCAUCGGCUUUGCCGCAGCAGCCUUAUUACCCAAUUAUGAGUCAAACAGAGCUCAGGCUGGCUUCGAGAAGAACGCCCGAAUCAUCGCCCUGGACUCGGACAUAAAGGAAGACGGAUCUUACAGAUGGAGCUACGAAACUGAGAACGGCAUUAAAGCUGAGGAGCAAGGACGUGAAGCGGAUGGCAUUGAAGCUCAAGGUGGUUUCCAAUACACAGGUGACGAUGGCCAGGUCUACUCUGUGAGCUACGCAGCCAACAAGGACGGUUUCCAGCCCCAGGGCGCUCACUUCCCAACCCCACCUCCCACUCCUGAAGCUAUCUUGAAAGCCCUGGAACAGAACGCUCGUGAUGAAGCCGCUGGCAUCAUCGAUGACGGUCAAUACAACCCAGGCAAAUACGGUGGUGCCCCAGCUGCUCCAGGUUUCCAGCAGAACUAUGCGCGUGCGCAGGCCGGUUUCCGAAGACAGUUCUAA